AGAGCACUCUGCAGUAUAAGCGAGUAUUCAAUGCAGCUCCUGCUGUUUGCGUUGCUUCCAUUAGCUGGAGGUUUUCCGUAUGCCAAGAAAAAUGAACCGAUCUUCAGGAACUUAAACCAGUAUCCUGGUUUCUUUUAUAUGAAUCGGUCCAACGCAGCACAUCGUGAUCGAUGCGAAAGUGGAUGGACUUAUUAUGAUGAGACCGAUGCUUGCUAUAAGAGCUUCUUCAAUAAGCCCUUUCAAGCUGCCGAGAGCAUCUGUAUCAGUUUCGGAGGACAUUUGACUUCUAUUCACAGUCAAAAAGAAAAUUUAUUUGUAGCCAACUUGGCACAAAUGGGAUUCAAUAUUCCUGACUGGAACUGGGCAACUUGGAUAGGUCUAGUACGAUCUGAUUAUUGGAAAGGAGACUCGAACGUUACGUGGAUUUGGACUGACGGCACGGUGUUGGACUUUAUAUCCUGGGGACCAACUGAACCAAAUGGUGGACAAGACGGACAGCGCUGCGUGGGGCUUGUCUCCGACCCUACCGCAAGUAACAAUGAUAUCCUAUGGUAUCAGAAGUGGUUCGACAUUGCGUGCACCACCUAUAUGCGAUCGUUUGUAUGCAAGAAAAUGGCUUUACACGAUGAGUGA
Cylicocyclus nassatus is the source of this 633-nucleotide messenger RNA. The record is from the annotation of a GenBank genome assembly. Lineage: Eukaryota; Metazoa; Nematoda; Chromadorea; Rhabditida; Strongylidae.